AUGUCACAAUUAUUUAUAUAUGCCUCGGUGUUGCUCCUUCUGUUGCUGCUGCCCUCGGCCAAUGUGGCCCGCCAAACAUCCAUGAAGGACUCGCUAAAGGCCGCCCUGCUCCUCUCUGGAAACUUUAGAGACGUUGGCUUUAAUUAUGCAUGCAACCAAGCCUUCAUGGAGAUGGAGAGUGCGCUCCAGCUCAACGGCCGCACCAGGGUCGUCAAUGACAUUAACUCCUACGAGCAGACGACCGACGCCAUCAAUGCCCUGAUUCGUGAUGGUUUCAAUUUUAUCAUUGGAAGCUCGAUCGAGCACAUGGGUUCCCUCAAUGAUAACGCACCAAAGAACCCAGACGCAUUCUUUUUGGUCAGAUGGAUGACCACGCCGGCUGCGCCCAACAUCAGGAACAUUUUCAUUGACUUUGGCAUAGGUCACUACCUCCAGGGCUACUUUGCCGCCCUGCAGACCAAGACGCAACAGAUUGGAAUCAUCACUCCAGGUCCCCCCGCAUUCGGCUACGUCACAGCCAACUCCUUCUACCUGGGAGCCAUGGCCUACAACGAUAAGGUCAAGGUGCACUCCAUCGAGACUGGCUCCUGGAACCCUGACAUCGAGAUCGCCGAAGGUGCCACCAACUACCUGAUAGACUUGGGUGUCGAUGUCUUGACCAACAGCCAGGACGACCUCACCGUGCAACAGGUGGCCUCGCUUCGCAACACGACCUCAUUCGGCACAUCUGGUGCAUCAAUCUCCAAACUGCUCGGAUCGACCAUUCUCACCAGUAUCAUCACCAACUGGGCUCCAUGUUACCUUGCCGCCGCCAAGGACAUUGUCGAGGGCAACUGGAACCAUCCAACCGGACUCUACAACAAUAUAGGUGUCUACUUUGGCACACUUGCUGAGGGUGGUAUCAAGUUGGACACACCUUACAGUUACAUGGUUUCCAAUGAUACAAUCUCCAAGAUGGAUACACUUAUGACCAAGUUAAAGAACAUAUCACAAGAGGAUCAACCAUACACUUUCAAUCCAAUUUACGCAGAGAGUCCAUAUAAUUCCUCAAGAUUGAAUGAGUUCAUUUUACUAAAGAGUGAAUUCCUCCUCCCUGGAGUUGUCAACCAUCACAGAUACGUCAUUCCACCAACUGAGUACAAGGUUACAAACUCAAUCAAGUAUGGAUUCUCAAUCACUGCUGGAAUUGUUGGAUUCUUGGCACUUUUGAUUAUGAUUGCUUUGGUCAUCUUCCGCAAGACUAAUAUUAUGCGAUCGGCCAGUCCACUGUUCUGUAUUCUCAUUGUGUUUGGAGGCAUGCUCAUCUACACUGGUGUCAUCCUCUGGGUGCAAGACCCCACGGCCGCAUUGUGCCGCGCACGUGUCUGGAUGCUGUCGCUCGGCUACACCAUCCUGCUGGGCAACAUGGUGAUCAAGAACUUCCGCAUCUGGCUCAUCUUUGACAACCCCCACUUGAAGCGCUUGAAGAUCACCAACGCCAAGCUGUUCCCAUGGUUGUGCGGCAUCGUCCUGAUCAACUGCACCAUCCUGGCCGCCUGGACCGGAGUCGGCGAGAUCAAUGCCAACCCCUUCUACGGCUUCGAGGGCAUCAGGCAAUACGACUACCGUACCGUGUGCGACUCUAACCACGACGGCAACACCGUGCUCUACAUCCUGCUCAUCUACCACGCCGUCCUCCUCGUCAUUGGAUGUUUCGUCUCGUGGAAGAUCCGUGUCGUCGACAUCUCCGAGUUCAACGAGUCCAAGCCCAUCGCCAACACGCUGUACGCCAUCUCCUUCUGUCUGUUCAUCAUCAUCCCGCUGAUGGUGGCCCAGCAGAACUACGACGGCAAGAUCAUCAUCAUCUGCGCGUCGGCCAUCUUCACCACCGCGUCCGCACUGGCCAUCCUGUUUGUGCCCAAGUUCUGGCGCCUCUACACCAAGGGACUCGACGCCGAUCCCUUCUCAUCGUCCAAGUCGCUGUCAUUCGGCAACUCCACCAUGCAGCGCGGCAACUUUGCCGGCACCCUCGGUGCCUCUGAGAUGGAGUCGCUGCCAGCGACCAACACCAACAACAGCAGCGCGGGUUCCACUACCGACCACAAGUCGAUCAGCGCCCAGCAGGAUCUCGAGUAA
Acytostelium subglobosum LB1 is the source of this 2115-nucleotide messenger RNA. RefSeq lists its product as hypothetical. NCBI's taxonomy places the organism in Eukaryota, Evosea, Eumycetozoa, Acytosteliales, Acytosteliaceae. The transcript is spliced from 3 exons. Gene Ontology annotation, molecular function: G protein-coupled receptor activity. Gene Ontology annotation, cellular component: plasma membrane. The coding region runs from base 1 to 2115 and encodes 704 amino acids. The record is from RefSeq and is a predicted model, not a curated record. Gene Ontology annotation, biological process: G protein-coupled receptor signaling pathway.